AUGACUGAAAACUCUUGCACCAGCGACACAACAACGGGCUCGUCGCAUCGUGGUUUCAGUCAGAAAGCGAGGGGUAUUUUACUUGAAUCUCAUGUUGUGCCAGAAAAGAAAACAGUCGAAAAACGACACCACAAUGUGAACAGCAUCAGUCCAGCAGCACCUCAUCGAGGUUUCAAUCUCAAAGCUCGUGAAAUACUUCUUGAUAAAAAACCACCACAACCAAGACCAGCAGGUAUGGUGAAAUGUGAACAAUUCCUUGCACAGCCGAAUUUGUUGACCGAUACAAUGCGAUUCUCAGUGCUGAGUGAUGAAUUGCAACUGGAAUGCAAAAGUGCAAAUGCAACUCCUUUGGGAAUGAUUCCUGAACAGUGCUUCUCAUCUUGCUGA
This is a messenger RNA of Anisakis simplex (herring worm), 387 nucleotides long. The record is from the annotation of a GenBank genome assembly. Lineage: Eukaryota; Metazoa; Nematoda; Chromadorea; Rhabditida; Anisakidae.